AUGGGAAUAUCAAGGGGACUUCUCUACCUUCACCAGGACUCAAGAUUAAGAAUCAUUCAUAGGGAUCUCAAAGCCAGCAACAUUUUACUAGAUGAUGAACUAAGCCCCAAAAUUUCCGACUUUGGGAUAGCAAGAAGUUUUGGGAGAGAUCAAAUUGAAGACAAAACAAAGCGAGUAAUCGGAACAUGUUUAGGUGUGCUUUUACUGGAGAUAGCUUGGUUGCUAUGGAAUGAUCACAGAGCCCUGGAACUAGUGGAUUCAUGUUUGAAAAAUUCAUACAUUGAAUCUCAAGUACAAAGAUGUAUUCAAGUGGGACUACUGUGUGUUCAAAAACUGCCAAAAGACAGACCUUCCAUGUCAUCAGUAGUUUUCAUGUUGUGUAAUGAGGGAGUGGCAUUGCCUGAACCCAAACAGCCUGGUUUCUUUGUUGAUAGAAGUUCCAUGGAUGCAGAGACAUCAACAGGUGAGAGCAGUCAUACUGGAAAUUCCUUGACAAUAACAAUAAUGGAAGCCAGAUAG
This is a messenger RNA of Cornus florida, 519 nucleotides long. RefSeq names its product cysteine-rich receptor-like protein kinase 8. The transcript has 3 exons. Gene Ontology annotation, molecular function: ATP binding; protein serine/threonine kinase activity. Gene Ontology annotation, biological process: protein phosphorylation. Bases 1 to 519 code for a protein of 172 amino acids. Lineage: Eukaryota; Viridiplantae; Streptophyta; Magnoliopsida; Cornales; Cornaceae. The record is from RefSeq and is a predicted model, not a curated record.